AAGCCCUACGGCUCCCCACCCCUCUCUCAUCCAACGCAUGUUGCAAGGCAAGUAUUUAACCGGGGAUCUUGCACUUGUCUGAUCAGGGUGUAGUGAUCCAAGGACCAUCACAGAGCACGCGAUCUGCAUCAAUUUCACAACUAAUUUUCAAAAUGAUUUCGGUUCUUCUAAUCGGUGCGGUAGCCGUUCAGGCAAUCAUGGCGGCGCCCCAGGGUUCGGCCAAACAGCAAGUUCCUAUUGUAGCUCAAGACCAAGAUAUCAACUUUGAUGGAACAUACCAUUACAGUUUCGAAGGCGGAGACGGUACCCGUGCCACCCAAGACGGCGUCUUGAAGCAGACUCCGGAUGGCGCCGGCGAAGUGUCACAGGGCUCCUUUUCGUACGUGGGUGAUGACGGCAAAACGUACGGACUCACGUACACAGCUGACGAGAACGGCUACCAGCCUUCCGGAGACCAUCUUCCCGUUGCUCCACCCAUCCCACCAGCAAUCGCCAAGGCUCUCGCCUACCUCGCUACCAAACCUCCUUCCAAAGAUGACCAGUAGAGGGCAGUCGUGACUAGCGUGUCUGUAUGGUCACUGUAUGCAAAACUGAUGCACCUUGGAGAGUACCUUCCAUCAGAAAGUAUCGAUAAUUAAAUCGAUUAUUUCCUCAAACAUUAUCGAUAUAAAACUAUCGAUUUUUCAAUCUAAUAAAAUCGAUAGAUUGGUUAUUCAAAGCUUUCAUCUAAAGAACACACUCAAAAGAGUGCUCGAUUCUUUGUAUUUCUUCCACAGAAUAGAAGUUCCGAUUCUCAGUUCCUCUAAACAAUGUUCUCCAAGAUGAACUAUCUCCGGAACAGAGCCUAGAAGUGAAAAAUACAGCAGAAAUAAUGUUAGUCUUGCAUCGAAUUAUGCUUAUUUAUUUAUAUUCUUUAAUGAUAUGACAUAUUAUAAAGAUUUUGUGAUAUGUUUUGAAUAUUCUAAUUGGCAAUAAUUGGCAAUAAAUGAAUUUCACGUUAUUAAAUUCUCAUCACCUGAGAGCAGGAGAUGAUUGUAGCUAUCAUAGAAGCAACUAACUCCAUAUUUAUACUCUCUUUCAAAAUCAUGAGAUUUUUAGAAUCUACUCUUCAAAGACUGAAUAUCAGUCCUAACUUUUAGGGUUACUGGAACAUGAAUUCUCUUAACUGAAAUUCGAGUUUGAAGCAGCUAUAUUCUAUAUUUAUUCAAUUUGUGAAUGUAGAACGAUAAUUAUGAAUCUUUGAAUCUAUAUCUUCCCUCCAAACUCAAACUGACGUUUUGAACUACAUGUAUGUGUGAAUGUUCUAUUUUCUAACAAACCAUCCUCUUAAAAUAACCUGUAAAUAAAUAAAAGUUUUUGUAUCAAUGAGA
Messenger RNA from Nilaparvata lugens (brown planthopper), 1370 nucleotides. Its product is annotated as endocuticle structural glycoprotein SgAbd-3. Gene Ontology annotation, cellular component: chitin-based extracellular matrix. NCBI's taxonomy places the organism in Eukaryota, Metazoa, Arthropoda, Insecta, Hemiptera, Delphacidae. The record is from RefSeq and is a predicted model, not a curated record. The coding region runs from base 153 to 545 and encodes 130 amino acids. Gene Ontology annotation, molecular function: structural constituent of chitin-based larval cuticle. The transcript is spliced from 3 exons.